AUGGAGCAAGAUCAUCUGCGGGACAGUGUGGCUGUGAGCCCUAGCCAUGGCUUAGGAGUGGAGAGGAGAGCCCAAGUUUCCUUCCUAGUAUGCCUGACAGGAACCAAAUAUGGCUGUGGAACAGGAGGCUGUGGGGCCUGCACAGUGAUGAUAUCAAAAUACAACCCAGUCACCAAGAAGAUCCGCCAUUAUUCUGCCACUGCCUGCCUAGUUCCCAUAUGUUCUCUCCAUGGUGCUGCAGUCACCACAGUGGAAGGUAUCGGAAGCAUCAAAACCAGGAUUCAUCCAGUUCAGGAGAGGCUUGCCAAAUGCCAUGGAACUCAGUGUGGAUUCUGCAGUCCAGGAAUGGUGAUGUCCAUAUAUACUUUACUAAGGAACCACCCAGAUCCAUCAACAGAGCAGUUAAUGGAAUUUCUUAGUGGUAAUCUGUGCCGAUGUACUGGAUACCGACCGAUUAUAGAAAGUGGGAGGACUUUCUGUGAGGAAUCAACUGUUUGUCAACUUCAAGGAACAGGAAAAUGUUGCAUGGAUCAAGAGGAAAAUCAGUUUUCCCUGGAUAAAGAGGAAAAAAUGUGUACCAAGCUGUAUGAUGAAAGUGAAUUCCGGCCCUUUGAUCCAUCCCAGGAGCCUAUAUUUCCACCUGAGCUAAUAAGGAUGGCAGAAGAUCCCCAAAAGAAAACUCUUAUUUUCCAUGGAGACAGGGUUAUGUGGAUGUCUCCUGCUAAUCUGAAUGAACUACUGGAGCUAAGAAUGAAGUACCCUAUGGCACCCCUUGUCAUGGGUAACACUACAGUUGGACCAAAUAUGAAAUUCAAAGGAGAAUUCUACCCUAUAAUCAUCUCUCCAGCUGGACUUCCAGAAUUAAAUUUUGUGGAUUUUACAGAUGAUGGUGUGACAAUAGGUGCUGGUUGUAGCCUGGCUGAAAUGAAAGAUAUUUUGACUUACACAGUUUCAAAAGAACCAAAAGAAAGGACUAAAACAUACCGUGCUCUCCUAAAGCACUUGCGCACGUUGGCAGGACAGCAGAUCCGGAGCAUGGCUACUUUAGGGGGGCAUGUGGCAAGCAAACAUGAUUAUUCUGAUAUCAACCCCAUUUUGGCAGCAGGCAAGGCCAUCCUCAAUUUAAUCUCCAAAGAAGGGGAGCGGCAAAUCCUUAUAGAGGAACUUUUCACAUCUCUCAAGGAAGAACUUCAUGAUGGAGAGAUUAUUUAUUCUGUUUUUAUUCCCCAACUCCAAAAGUGGGAAAUUAUAACAGCCCAACGACAAGCACAGCGCUUCGAAAAUUCCUUUGCAAUUGUUAAUGCUGGAAUGAGAGUCAAAUUUGAAGGCACAAAGAACAGUAUUAAGGACCUUAAGAUGUUCUUUGGAAGUGUUGGUCCUACCACAAUCUCAGCAAGUAAAACUUGUGAGCAGCUCAUUGGCAGACAAUGGAAUGACGAAAUGUUGAGUGAGGCAUGCAGAUUGGUGCUGGAUGAAAUUCGCAUCCCACCAACAGCUGUAGGGGGCAUGGUGGAAUAUAAAAGAACCCUGAUUAUCAGUUUCAUCUUCAAAUUCUACCUCAAAGUACUAAGAGAACUGCAUAAGCUGGAUCCCAGAAUGUAUCCAGAAAUCCCAGAAUCUUCCAGGAGUGCUCUGGAAGAGUUUCCCAUCAAGAUUCCACAGGGAAUACAAAUGUUCCAGUGUGUAGAUCCCCACCAACCUCCCCAAGACCCAGUUGGACAUCCAGUCAUGCACCAGUCAGGGAUUAAACAUGCCACUGGGGAAGCUGUUUAUAAUGAUGACAUACCCCGAAUGGAUAAAGAACUUCACCUGGCUGUAGUGACCAGUACUAGAGCUCAUGCAAAAAUCUUGUCAAUCGAUGUUUCAGAGGCCCUUGAAUUUCCAGGUGUUGUUGAUGUGAUAACUGCCAAGGAUGUCCCAGGAAAAAAUAACCAUGAAGGGGAGAUAUUAUAUGCAGAAAAUGAGGUGAUUUGCGUGGGUCAGAUUGUCUGUACUGUGGCUGCAGAUACUUAUGCCCAUGCAAAGAAAGCAGCUGAGAAAGUAAAGAUUAUUUAUGAAGAUGUGGAGCCCAGGAUCAUAACCAUAGAGGAAGCCAUAAAACAUAAUUCCUUUUUAUUUAAAGAGAAGAAAAUAGAAAAAGGAAAUGUAGACAAAGCAUUUAAAUAUGUAGAUGAUAUAAUUGAAGAUGAAGUCCAUGUUGAAGGGCAAGAACAUUUCUAUAUGGAAACACAAACCGUCCUGGUUUUCCCAACAGAAGAUAAAGAUAUGGUGAUAUACACAGGAACACAGUUUCCAACCCAUGUUCAGAACAUGAUAGCUGCUACCUUGGGUGUCCCAGGGAACAGGAUCAUGUGCCACAUGAAACGAACUGGUGGAGCCUUCGGAGGGAAAGUAUCCAAGCCUGCCCUGCUGGGAGCUGUUGCUGCAGUGGCUGCUCACAAGACUGGCCACCCAAUUCGUUUUGUUCUAGAACGAGGAGAUGACAUGUUAAUAACUGCUGGUCGCCACCCAUUGCUUGCAAAAUAUAAAAUAGGAUUCAUGAAAAAUGGCUUGAUAAAAGCUGUGGAUCUCCAAUAUUAUACCAAUGCUGGGUGUACUCCAGAUGAAUCUGAAAUGGUGCUAGAGUUCAUGGUGCUGAAAUCUGAAAAUGCUUAUGAUAUUCCCAACUUUCGGUGCAGGGGAAGGGCUUGUAAAACAAAUUUGCCAUCUAACACAGCCUUCAGGGGAUUUGGCUUCCCCCAAGGAACUUUGCCAGUUGAGAAUUACAUAACAGCUGUGGCAUUCAAAUGUGGUUUACCACCAGAGAAGGUUAGGGACAUGAAUAUGUACAAAACAGUUAACAGAACAGCUUACAAGGAGCCAUUUAAUCCAGAGCCAAUGCUAAAGUGUUGGGAAGAAUGCCUAGAUAAAUCUUCAUUCCAGAGUCGGAAAAAAGCCAUAGAAGAAUUUAACAAGAAAAAUGACUGGAAGAAGAAAGGAAUUGCUAUUAUUCCCAUGAAAUAUACAAUUGGAGUGCCUACUGCAUAUGAAAGUCAGGCUGCUUCUCUAGUUCAUAUCUAUCAGGAUGGAUCUGUCUUAGUGACUCAUGGCGGCUGUGAAUUGGGACAAGGUCUUUACACCAAAAUGAUUCAGGUUGCUAGUCGAGAACUGAAAAUACCCUCAUCAUAUAUAUAUCUUUUUGAAACAAGCACUACCACCGUGCCCAAUGCCAGCUAUACGGCUGGAUCUAUGGGAACAGAUAUCAAUGGAAGAGCAGUUCAGAAUGCCUGUCAGAUUCUUAUGAAACGCCUUGAGCCCAUCAUCAAGAAAAAUCCAAAAGGAAAAUGGGAAGAAUGGAUUUCUCAAGCUUUCAAGGAAUCCAUCAGCCUUUCAUCUACUGGAUAUUUCAGGGGCUACCAGACACAUAUGGACUGGGAAAAAGAAGAAGGUCGUCCAUAUCCAUAUUUUGUUUAUGGAGCAGGCUGUUCUGAAGUUGAGAUUGACUGUCUGACUGGAGCUCAUAAACUCCUCAGAACAGACAUCUUCAUGGAUGCUGCUUUCAGCCUAAAUCCUGCUAUUGACAUGGGACAGAUUGAAGGUGGAUUUAUUCAAGGCAUGGGAUUAUAUACAACUGAAGAACUGAAAUAUUCCCCAGAAGGUGUUCUUUACUCUAGGAGCCCAGAAGAUUAUAAAAUUCCUACAGUUACUGAAAUCCCAGAAGAGUUCUAUGUCACUUUUGUGCGUUCCCAAAACCCAAUAGCCAUCUAUUCAUCCAAGGGCCUAGGGGAGGCUGGAAUGUUCAUGGGAUCAUCUGUAUUCUUUGCCAUUACUGAUGCUGUGGCUGCAGCACGCAGGCAGAGAGGACUGACAGAGCCCUUCACUUUGAAUAGUCCAGCAACUCCGGAGAUGAUUAGAAUGUUGUGUGUGGAUCAGUUUACUGAACAGAUUCCCAGAGAUGACCCUUCAACUUUCAAACCGUGGUCCAUCCAUGUUUCCUAA
Dromiciops gliroides (monito del monte) is the source of this 3978-nucleotide messenger RNA. Its product is annotated as aldehyde oxidase 4-like. The coding region runs from base 1 to 3978 and encodes 1325 amino acids. The transcript has 34 exons. Gene Ontology annotation, molecular function: NAD binding; oxidoreductase activity; iron ion binding. The record is from RefSeq and is a predicted model, not a curated record. Lineage: Eukaryota; Metazoa; Chordata; Mammalia; Microbiotheria; Microbiotheriidae.